AAACAAAUGGCAUCGACAAGAAAAUUUUAGGGUUUUUUGGAUCAGUAUAAAAGAACCCAGAAGCCCCAUUUUCAAUCCCAUUUUGAAGCUAUACUAUUAAUUACAGCUCUCUCUUUCUAUUUGGCUUUUCUUUUUGUAUUUUUGUUAAUUUUUGGUAACCAUGGGAAAGGGUCCUGGUCUCUACACUGAAAUCGGCAAGAAAGCUAGAGAUCUAUUAUACAAGGAUUAUCAGACUGAUCAGAAGUUUACUAUCACUACAUACUCUCCUACUGGUGUUGCCAUUACUUCUACAGGUGUAAAGAAAGGUGAGCUGUUUCUGGCUGAUGUCAAUACUCAGCUGAAGCAGAAGAAUGUCACAACUGAUAUCAAAGUCGACACAGACUCCAAUCUCUUUACAACCACUACAGUUGAUGAACUUGCUCCUGGCCUGAAGACUAUUUUGAGCUGCAAACUUCCAGAUCAGAGGUCUGGCAAGCUGGAGAUUCAAUAUCUGCAUGACUAUGCUGCUGUAAGUUCGAGUGUUGGAUUAGCACCUAAUCCUACUGUUAACUUCUCUGGUGUGAUUGGAACCAAUGUUGUCUCACUUGGUACGGAACUGUCAUUUGACACGAAAUCUGGGAACUUCACAAAAUGCAAUGCUGGAUUUAGCUACUCAAAUGCAGACCUGAUUGCUUCAUUGACUCUGAAUGACAAGGGUGAUUCUCUGAAGGCAUCCUAUUACCAAAUUGUGAACCCUGUUCAUGCUGUUGGUGCAGAGGUGAGCCAUAGCUUCUCCACCAAUGAAAACACCAUAACUCUCGGUUCCCAGCAUGCAUUGGAUCCACUGACCACAAUGAAGACACGAGUGAACAACUUUGGCAAGGCAAGUGCUCUGUUUCAGCAUGAGUGGCGACCUAAGUCAUUCAUCACUGUUUCUGCAGAGGUGGAUACCAAGGCUAUUGAAUCAAAUCCCAAGAUUGGAUUGGCUCUUGCUCUUAAGCCAUGAGCUUGUUGUCCCGUUGCAAUGAGGUAGUAGGUUGGGCAUUACAAACGCAGUAUAGCAGUCUCGACUGAUUUUUCUUUUAUUUUCUCCAAUGGUGUAAAAACUUUAGUCUGAGUUCUCAUGGUGAUACCUCUUUCUAUUUGGUGGUUUUGGAUGUAAAAAUAAAAACCUAGAGGUGUCAUAAACCCGUGCUAUUGCUGUUUGAGUUCUGGAUCUAGUCACUCCCAAGUUUAAACUGAGGUUGAAUCCCCGUAUUUUGAGAGGGUUUAGUUCA
Messenger RNA from Ricinus communis (castor bean), 1256 nucleotides. RefSeq names its product mitochondrial outer membrane protein porin of 34 kDa. The transcript has 6 exons. Bases 161 to 985 code for a protein of 274 amino acids. The record is from RefSeq and is a predicted model, not a curated record. NCBI's taxonomy places the organism in Eukaryota, Viridiplantae, Streptophyta, Magnoliopsida, Malpighiales, Euphorbiaceae. Gene Ontology annotation, molecular function: voltage-gated monoatomic anion channel activity. Gene Ontology annotation, biological process: monoatomic anion transmembrane transport. Gene Ontology annotation, cellular component: mitochondrial outer membrane.